This is a messenger RNA of Malania oleifera, 1482 nucleotides long. RefSeq lists its product as uncharacterized. Bases 101 to 790 code for a protein of 229 amino acids. Gene Ontology annotation, cellular component: plasma membrane. The record is from RefSeq and is a predicted model, not a curated record. NCBI's taxonomy places the organism in Eukaryota, Viridiplantae, Streptophyta, Magnoliopsida, Santalales, Ximeniaceae. The transcript has 2 exons.
AAACAGGCAAAUCGAUUGACCAUAGUAACCUUUACCUUCAACUUCACCUCCAUCCCCAGUCACCUCAAACCCCACACCCAACUUCUUCGCGUGCAUCUCCAUGGCAGGCCCCAAGUCCAAACCCUCCGAACCCAUCUACUCCUACCACCCCGUACCUCCCCACCCAGAUGAUCCCCAACCCCCAAACUACGUCGUUUUGUCCCCCGCCGUCCUCCUCCCCCCACUCCGCCCCCGCCGCAGCCAGUGGCAAUGCCGUCUCACCUGCACCGCCGCCCUCCUCCUCCUCGCCGCCGCCGUGUACCUCCUCUGGCCGUCGGACCCCGACGUGAGCGUCGAGCGGCUGAGGCUCGACCAUUUGCGGAUCCACACCUGGCCUCACAUCGCCAUUGACAUCUCUUUGGCUCUCACCGUCAAGGUUCGCAACAAAGACUUCUACUCCAUCGACUACGAGAGCGUCAAGGUCUCGAUCGGCUACAGGGGAAAGCGGCUGGCCCACGUGCGCUCUGGCCACGGGCACGUGCCGGCCCUGGUGUCGUCAUUCGUCGACGCGAAGCUCGACUUCGACGGGAUUGAGGUGCUCUCUGAUGCGAUCUUCUUGCUUGAAGAUUUGGCUAAGGGUGUGAUCCCCUUCGAUACUGCGACGAAGGUUGAGGGUCAGAUUGGAUUUUUCUUCUUCCAGUUCCCUCUACAUGCAAAGUUAUCAUGUGAGGUAUUUGUGAGCACAAUCAAUCAGACAGUCCUACACCAAAAUUGUUACUCUGAGGUAAGACUUUGUUUGCUUUUGUUGUGAAUAAGGUGAGCUCUCUUGUGUAGAUCCAAGAAAUAAUGAUAUGCUUCAAAAAUUCUUUUGCAUUGUGACCUUAAAUAACCAUUGAUGGGCUGUUAUCCCCUAGCUUCCUAUCACAAAAUAUGUUCAGUUUGUAGGCAAUGAAUUUUUUAUUAUUGUUUUUAUGGAUUAGUGCAGACUGUUGAGUUAGGGGGUGGUUGACUGGUUGCAUACAUGCUCGCAAAUGCAUGAUAGAUUGCCUAAGAGCAGCACAUUGUUGAUAUUUUUAGGAUAAAGCAAGCACCAGAUCUGUUUCACACUUUAACUAAUUCAUGUUUUUGUGCUCAGUGACUGGCUUGUAUGCCAUGUUCAAGAACUUCAAGGUUCAAGGGAGCUGAUGGCUGCGUAGCUGAAGGGAGUUUGUGUCAGUGAAAUUUGUGUACAGGUUUGGAUCUGUAUAUAGUGAAAGGAUUACCAGCUGUAUUAUAUUUACAUAAUACCCAUGCCAAUAUAUGUAAUCUGUGUGAUAGGUCUUCUCGGAUUCAUUUAUUAUUUAUUACUAUUUAUUACCCCUUUUUUUUUCGGUGUGUUUUUGCAAAUAGCAUCUUCUACAUCAAACAAUUUUUAACAGUUGGCUGCAUAAGCUUGGACUAGCUGUUUUUGAGGUGUAAUGUAAUUGAUGCAUUUCAUUUUAAGAAUGUUGUUUGGACUUCUAA